AUGGUGUUUGAGAGUUUUUCAUUCAGCUUUCCAUGGAACUGGUCGUCAUCCUCCGGGACCCAACAAGAAACUAAAAAACUCAAGAAGAAAGUGUUACGCACUCGUAGUGAACAGAUCGAGCUGAACGGACAUGCGAGACCACUUCUAGAGCACAAAAAUGAUGUCCAUGAUGGCUAUUACCCCGGUCUUGUCAAUAUAUCCGGAACGUACUGUUUCAUGAACUCAACUAUGCAGGCUAUGGCCUCCUUGUCCUAUUUACACCCUUAUCUCUCGUACACGCAAGCCAAAGCCAUUCAACUUGAUGUGCCAUCACCUGUCGUAGACGCCCUCUUAGCUUUGCUCCAAGAUCUCAACACACCGCGCACCGCUUAUCAUUCAAUCCGUCCACUCGACAUGAUCACCACCCUCGUAAAUCACUCCAGAAGCAGACACAACUCCCUCUUUUCCUCUCGAGAACAUCAAGAUGCACAGGAGUUAUUUCAACUUGUCUCCGAAUGCAUCAAGAAGGAAGUUGCUGCAGUCGAUAAUGAAGGCCAACGGGAUCGUGGUCUAGGUGGACUCUCUCAAGUCCGCAAUGACAUUAACAAGGAGAUUGGGAAGAGUGUGUUCGACGGACUCACAGCAAACAGGCGCAGCUGCGUUGAGUGCGGUUACACAGAAGCCGUCAUGCACUUUGCUUUCGACAGCUGGCAACUUGCUGUGCCUCGAUAUGUUGCCAGCUGUCACUUGGAGGAUUGUCUUGCAGAGUACACUAAGCUUGAGAUGCUGAAUGACUGUAUAUGUCGCAAAUGUUCGAUGAAGGCCACGCAUCAGAAGCUAAGGCAAGAAGCAGACCGGUUGGCAGCAGCAGUGAACGCAGACCCUACCGCCUCUAUAUCGAAGAAGAAGCGAGUGAAGGACGCUAGAAAACUAGAACUCAGGGUACAGUCUGCUUUAGAUCAUGGUCGACUGGAAGAGGACGUCAAGGGUGUCAAGAUGGAGAAAGUGUUCAGCAGAGCAUCGACAAAGCAAGCUAUGAUCGCAAGACCACCUCAAGUUCUCGCACUGCAUCUCAAUCGAUCCCUCAGCUACGGCCAUUAUGCUGCUAAGAACACAGUUCGCAUUCUGUUUCCCGAAUUCCUAGACCUCACACCAUUCACGACUUCUGGCAACCUCUCCACCAAACCUUCUGUUCCCAUCUCGUCACAACCGCCCCUACUCCCUCGUUCCACAACUCCCACGCCGGCAACAUAUGCUGUGCAAAGAAUCAUAUACCGUCUUUCUGCUGUUGUGUGUCACUAUGGUCAGCAUUCCUUCGGUCACUACGUUUGCUACCGGCGCAAACCCCGACCUGUAUCCUACGGGUCACGGCGCUUCGCACCACCAAGACUCGCCGACCCACUUGGCUGCGACUGUGAAAAGUGCCAACGCUAUGGGCCCGUGCGCGACGACGAUGAAGCCGUAGACUCCAUGUACCGUCAUGGCCGGGGAUGGCUACGGAUCAGCGACGACUCAGUGAAGGAAUGCGGAAUAGAGACAGUGGUGCAGGAGGGUUCUGGGGCGUUUAUGCUCUACUACGAGCGCGUGGUACAGUCGCGCCCUGGCAUUUACCCACAUCACAACUCACCACGAAGCUCAGAGGAGACACUCAAGCCGCGCGUGAACGGGUCAACGACAUCGGUUGCAAGCUUGAAUGGGGAUGUUGUAGAGAGUAGGGGAAGAGGUGUGAUGGGUCCGAGAGUUGUGAGGAGUGUAGUGGCUGGGAGAAGAAGUGUUUCGGCUGCGCGACAGGACCGAGAAUCUCUAUCUGCAUCGACUCCGUCUAUAAUGAACGGAAGCGUUGUCCCUUUGAAAGCAAAUAUGUCGCAGGUUUCUCUGUCAAGCGCAUCUACCAACUCGUCUUCCUCACUCUGGGCAUCAGCACCAGACAUCAUGCAUCAGCGUACGUCAUCUUCGUCUUCAUCCCUCACCGCUCGUCCACCGGGAUCUCGCCAUCCCAAAUCCCCUCAACUUACACAUCCCUCACCUGUUGUCGACCAGAAAGCAUGA
Molecule: messenger RNA, 2028 nt
Organism: Suillus subalutaceus
Lineage: Eukaryota; Fungi; Basidiomycota; Agaricomycetes; Boletales; Suillaceae
Exons: 6
Coding region: 1-2028 (675 amino acids)
Biological process (GO): protein deubiquitination
Cellular component (GO): nucleus; cytosol
Molecular function (GO): cysteine-type deubiquitinase activity; cysteine-type endopeptidase activity
Source: RefSeq, a predicted model, not a curated record